Molecule: messenger RNA, 3669 nt
Organism: Penicillium canariense
Lineage: Eukaryota; Fungi; Ascomycota; Eurotiomycetes; Eurotiales; Aspergillaceae
Gene: pld2
Product: putative phospholipase D (PLD)
Exons: 4
Coding region: 1-3669 (1222 amino acids)
Biological process (GO): cell motility
Molecular function (GO): catalytic activity
Source: RefSeq, a predicted model, not a curated record
AUGUCGCAGAAUGAAGAUCUGGCCUAUGGCCACUACUACGAGUCGGAGCGCGGAUCAGGCGACGGGUCCAGAGGACUAAGCGAUACCCUCAAGAUGUUCAAGGAUACCUACAAGAGCCACUCGAAGCCGUCGACCCAGGGAUACCAGGGUGGCUACCAGGGGCAGGCCUCCCAGGACCCGAAUCAAGCCCCAUACGGAUACAGUCACAGUCAGCAAGGUCAGCAAGACCAGCAACAGUACUACUCGGGUCAGCAGCCGCUGAACCAAGGCCGCCCCCCGAAGGAAGAUAAACUUGCCGGGUUCCUGGGCAAGAUCCAAGGGGCGGUCACCGAUAUUGGUUCCGAGUUCGCCACAAAGAUCGGUACCGCCAUCGAUCCACAGGCCUACGCCGAGUAUGGAACCGGCAAGCCCGCCGCAGAGCACCGCUUUGGCAGCUUCGCGCCGCCCCGAGAGCACAACGAUGUAAAGUGGUAUGUUGAUGGGUGCGGCUAUUUUUGGGCGGUGUCGCAGGCGUUGGAGCGUGCGCGCGAGUCGAUCUGGAUUCUGGAUUGGUGGCUGUCUCCCGAACUCUACCUGAGAAGGCCUCCAGCCAAGAAUGAGAACUAUCGGUUGGAUCGAAUGCUCCAGGCGGCCGCUCAACGAGGUGUACGGGUCAACAUUAUUGUUUAUAAGGAGGUGACGCAGGCUUUGACGCUGUCUUCCUCCCACACCAAGCAUGCCUUGGAGGACCUGCACCCCAAUAUCGCCGUCUUCCGUCACCCCGACCACCUUCCGGACCGCCAGGAGCUGGCAUCCGAUCUUGCGCACUCCUUACACAACCUGUCGCUCGAUUCCGCCGGGCUCUCGAAGAUGUCAAAGGAUACUCUCAAGGGCCUGUACGGCAUGAACGACGAUGUUAUUCUGUACUGGGCUCAUCAUGAGAAGCUCUGCCUGAUCGAUGGCCAGAUCGCUUUCAUGGGAGGCCUGGAUCUGUGCUUCGGUCGCUGGGACACGCACCAGCACGCGCUUUCCGACGUGCACCCGUCCGAUAUCAACGCCACCGUAUUCCCCGGCCAAGACUACAAUAACUCCCGCGUCCUUGAUUUCCAGGACGUUACUCAUUGGGAAAACAAUCAGCUGGAUCGGAAGACCAUGUCCCGCAUGGGAUGGUCGGAUAUUUCCGUCAGUCUGCAUGGUGCUGUUGUGGAGGACCUGAGACGGCAUUUCGUGGAGCGCUGGAACUUCAUUUACGAUGCAAAGUACCAGGUCCGUCAGAAUUCGAGGUAUGUACGACUGGCGCUCUUUGGCCGGCCUACCUCGUCUGGUGGCCCUCACUCAGGAGCCGCGCAGCAGCCCGGUCAACACCAGUCGGGAGCUCCAAAUCAGCCCCAGCCACAGCAGGCGUCGACCCCCCCAUGGCAGUCUCAACAAUCUGGUGGUGCCCCUGCCUACCCGCCACCUCCAGGCCAGAUAUCAUCUAGCCCGCAGCCACAGCAGCAACCACCGGCGUACCAGUCGUACCAAGCUGGCAGUGGAGCGACUUCGACAUACCCUCCACCCCCGAGCCAUGUUUCUGGCCAGAGCCAGCAGCAACCGCAGUACAAUACCUCCCCCUCGUAUCAGUCUGGCAGCACACCGAGCUACCCGCCUCCGCCGGGACAGGCCUCGUCUGGUCAGAGCCAGCAGCACCAGCACGCCUCUGCGCCGUCUUACCAGGCCUAUCAGUCCGGUAGUUCCCAAAGCUACCAAUCUCCACUGGGCCAGACGCCACCACCCAAUCAACUGUCCCCAUCCGGCUACUCGAGCCAUUCCCCCAACCCAGGAUCUCACCAGUACACGUACACGGGCGAUUCCUUCCCGCCACCUCCCGUAGGAGGUCCUCCAAGCCAGUCUCCUGCAACUCAAUCAUACCAGCCUCAGCAGCAACAGGCCCAAGCACCCUACUAUCCCACGCCGCCCACCCAGGCCUCAGGCGGCCCUACUCAACCGGGUCAGCAACAAGCUCAAACUCAUUAUUACCCACCUCCACCUGGACAGGAAGCCUCUCAUUCUGCCACUCGUGCCAUUGACGACUAUCAUUAUGAAGGCGAUCAAGAUCGGGGCUUUGCACCGAAGCGCUUCACACAGUACGGUAAUCAGCUUCGUGGCCAGCUGGCCGGCCAGAUUCAUCAGUAUCAAGAUCGUUUGACGACUUACGGCCGUCCGCAAGCGCAAACUCGCGGGAACAUGUCCUGCCAGAUUGUGCGCAGCUGUGCUAAGUGGAGUAAUGGAAGUCCGCUCGAGCAUUCGGUCGCGAAUGCUUACGCUGCUAUCAUCAAGAACAGCCAGCAUUUCGUGUAUAUCGAGAACCAGUUCUUUAUCACGGCUACUGGUGACUCUCAGCAACCGGUAAAGAACAAGAUUGGUGCUGCAAUUGUUGAGCGUAUCCUGCGUGCUGCUCGUGCUGGCCAGAAGUACAAGAUCUUUGUCGUUAUCCCCUCGGUGCCUUGCUUUGCUGGUGAUCUGCGCGAUGAUGAGACUCUGGGUACUCGGGCUAUCAUGGAGUUCCAGUAUAACUCGAUUAACCGUGGAGGCAACAGUAUCAUGGAGCUGAUUGCCAAGGAAGGCUUCAACCCAAUGGAGUACAUCCGGUUCUACAACUUGCGAAACUACGACCGGAUCACCAACGACGGUCUUCUCGCCGCUGUGGAGCGGGAGAGUGGCGUCAACUAUGAGGAUGCUCGUAGACAAUAUGAUCAGCAGAUUGCUGGUCCCGGUGGCUAUGCUCCAGCUCCCCCGACUGCUACCCGCAGUGCGUUCGACACCAGCGCUCCGUUCCAGCAGUAUCAGCAAGCAGCUCAGCAUCACGAUCAAGGGAACAAGCCUGCUGGAUCUGGUCGCUGGGACAGUGUCAGCUCCUGCUACAUGCUCGGGGGAGAGGACAUUCGCAAUGUCCCAUGGGACGGCCACCCCAAUGCUGAAAUAGACGCGUUCGUGAGCGAAGAACUUUAUGUUCACUCAAAGGUGAUGAUUGCCGACGAUCGCGUGGUCAUCUGUGGCUCCGCUAAUCUGAACGAUCGCUCGCAACUUGGUGACCACGACUCCGAGAUUGCCGUCAUAAUUGAAGACUUCACCCCGGUUCAGUCCAGCAUGAACGGGCAACCCUGGAUGGGGAGCCGCUUCGCGACAUCGCUCCGCCGGGAGUUAUUCCGCAAGCACCUUGGUUUGCUUCCCGCCCAGGACUACCAGCGCCCAAACGCGAACUUCGAGCCCGUCGGCGUACCCAACCACUACGACCUCGACUGCCCCGAGAGCAAGGUGGUUGCCGACCCGCUUUCCGACACCCUCCAAAGCCUGUGGAACUCGCGCGCGCACACCAACACCGAAGUCUUCCGCAAGGUCUUCCAUGCGGUCCCCGACGACGCAGUGCGCAACUGGGCCACCUACAAAGAGUUCUAUGAGUACUACUUUCACAAGGCGGAUAUGGAGGCCCAGGGCAAGGAUCAGUACGGCCGGCCGCCUCGAUAUCAGUGGGGCCACGUGGUGCGAGAUGACUUUGCGCCGGGUGCAGAGGGAGCGAAGCAGGUUAAAGAGCUGCUUAGCCAGGUUAAGGGCACUUUGGUGGAGAUGCCGUUGAUGUUUUUGAUUGAGGAGGAUAUCGCGAAGGAAGGGCUUACGUUGAAUGAUUUGACGAAGCCGCUUUAUACUUAG